Molecule: messenger RNA, 1470 nt
Organism: Manihot esculenta (cassava)
Lineage: Eukaryota; Viridiplantae; Streptophyta; Magnoliopsida; Malpighiales; Euphorbiaceae
Product: zinc finger BED domain-containing protein RICESLEEPER 2-like
Exons: 3
Coding region: 1-1470 (489 amino acids)
Molecular function (GO): DNA binding; protein dimerization activity
Source: RefSeq, a predicted model, not a curated record
AUGUCUAAUCAACCUCCAAUUACUUCAAGCCAAACUGAAGUAGGAGAAGCUACUUCCAAAACAAAAAGAAAGAGUAUGAAGCCAAGAUCAACUGUUUGGGAUCACUUCACCAAGUUUGCCGAUAAUACUGGUAUGCAAAAAGGCAAUUCAAAUGAUGUUGCAAUUUUCUAUUUGAAAAAGAAAAUCAAUGCUUGGGGGUUUAGCAUUUUAAAUCGAAAAUAUCUUCAUAUGAGAUGCAUUGCCCACAUAAUCAACUUAGUUGUUGUUGAUGGAAUGAAGGAUGGUCUUACUCCAAUUAAAAAGGUUAGAGAUGCAGUUAGGUAUAUUAGGCAAUCUCCUGCGAGGUUGCAAAGGUUUAAGGCAUGUUGUGAGAUGGAAGGUAUUCAAAGCAAGAGUUCUUUAUGCUUAGAUGUGUCCACUAGGUGGAAUUCUACUUAUCUGAUGUUAAGUUCUGCACUGAAGUUUGAAAAUGCAUUUGACAGAUAUGCAACUGUAGAUCCAUACUUUAAAAUUGAUCUUCAAUCAUGUGAAGGUAAUGGUGUGCCAGAUAGUCUAGAAUGGGAAUAUAUUGGAAAAAUUGUUGAAUUUUUGGGACAUUUUUAUGAACUUACUUUGAGAAUUUCUGGAUCUAGAUAUGUUACUUCUAAUAUAUUUUUUGAUGAGAUUAGUUCUGUUGACUGUUUGUUGCAAGAGUGGAAAUCAAGUAAUGACUUGGAAUUGUCAUGUAUGAGAGAGAAGAUGAAGCUUAAAUUUGAUAAAUAUUGGGGGGAUCCAGAUAAGAUGAAUAAAAUUAUUUACAUUGCAGUGGUGGUUGACCCUCAAUAUAAGUUAGAAUUUAUGCAUUUUGCUCUUUCAACUGUGUAUGGAAAAGAAAAAGGUACAGAAUUGGCAAAGAAGAUUAAAUUAUUUGUGUAUGAAUUAUUUGAUGACUACAAGAGAAUAUUUCAAUCUGAAAAUGCAAAUGAACACAUUGGAAAUGUAAAUGAGAGCAUGAGCAUCGAAGAAGGAACAAAAAAGAAACCUAGAAUGAGAUUGGGACAUCAAUUCAUGCAACAUAAAAUAGAGAUUGGUGAAGCGAAGAGCAAGUCUGACUUAGAUUCUUAUCUGAAUGAGGACAUUUUAGUGUUGAAUGAGAAAGAAGAUUUUGACAUAUUAAAAUGGUGGAAAAUGAAUGCUAAUAGGUUUCCUAUCUUAUCACUCAUGGUGAAAGAUAUAUUAGCGGUUCCUAUAUCCACAGUUGCUUCAGAAUCAGCGUUUAGCACUGGAGGUAGAGUGCUUGAUUGUUUUAGGAGUUCUUUAACUCCUAAAAUAGUGGAAGCCUUAAUAUGCACACAAGAUUGGUUGCGAAAAUCCCAACAUCACAAACCGAUUAAAGAACAAAUUGCAGACCUUGAAAGACUUGAAGAAUCAUUUGCAAAUGUGGACAUAAGCAGUAGUACAAAUGAAAAUACGAUAAAUUUGGAUAGUUGA